Chondrus crispus (carragheen) is the source of this 1069-nucleotide messenger RNA. RefSeq lists its product as hypothetical. The record is from RefSeq and is a predicted model, not a curated record. The coding region runs from base 1 to 711 and encodes 236 amino acids. Lineage: Eukaryota; Rhodophyta; Florideophyceae; Gigartinales; Gigartinaceae. The transcript has 2 exons.
AUGAUGUUGCACCCACUGCUCCUCUCUCUCCUCCUCGGAGUCGCGCUUGCGCACACCUCGACCCCAAUCCUGCCAGAGUCCAAAGUCAACUACGAUCUUUUCCCAGUAACCUCUCGGCAGCAACGUGGCUGCGCCAGGGCCCCCUUUAAGUCAUCGGUCUCUGGGUUUAUUCGAGCAUCGACGUUUGGCGUUUCUGUUACACGUGGCGCAACGGCAACGAUAAGCUUCUCGAUCACGCUCAGUGGAAUCUCCGCCGUGGAAAUGGCGAAGAAAGAUGCGAUCUACCAGAAUAUUCUCACAGGCUCCCUCAAGAAAACGUACAUGAGGCGAAAGAAUGCGUACAAGGGCGGUUUGAAUUUGCCUUUCAUGGCCGAUAUUGGCGCCGAUUUGCGCCGACGCAAGUUGAAUGGCGGGGAAUUGCGGAAGAGCAGGGUCUCCAAGCAGCUGUUUGAGAGGCGUUUAUGCGCAGUCUCCAAGAUUCUCGGUGGAGUGAGGAGGGCGCGAGUGCAGAUUCGCGGAUCGAGAAGGGUGACUGGGACUAGCUUGAUUCCUAGGACAGUGUAUGGCUAUGUGAAAGUUGCCAGAGUCACGAGGACUGACGGCAAGACGAUCACGAUCGUGAGCACAGACCCGAGGGAUUUUGUCGUCUCCACGAGUGAAGGCAUCGUCUCUGCUAGAGGGGUCGAGGGAGUGCAGGUUUCUCAAUUGUAGAACUUGAUCGAUUUGUUGAAACGCGAAUGACACCGCAACCCUCGUAACUGAAUGCAUCACUUGUGACGAACUGUCUUGAGACGCUAGGUGCUUUGCUUUCCUUUUGCAUUAAUCAAUCCUUGCGGUUAUACAUCGUUAAUGAGAAAGAAGAAAAGAACCCGUGGUUGAAUAAAUUCUAGUCGCGGAGCGUGUGGUUGUGAUGUGCCUCUUUUCACGGAGAGAAGACCUCUGCCCUUUACUUUGCCUGCUUUUGCCAGCGAAACAAAGUGCUUCAUCUCCUGAGCAAUUCGCGCAAACAAAAUGUUUACAUCUUGGCCGAGAGCACCACGCGGUAAACAGUUAGGCUAAACAGUUUAGA